Molecule: messenger RNA, 15682 nt
Organism: Porites evermanni
Lineage: Eukaryota; Metazoa; Cnidaria; Anthozoa; Scleractinia; Poritidae
Source: the annotation of a GenBank genome assembly
AUGGCGGCGGGCGGGAAUGUUGAAGUCGUUUGGAGCAAUUUGGUGAAGUACCUCUCGCCCUCGGCUCCCCAAGAACUUGGUAUUAAAAGUACGUACCAUAUAAAGUGCCUCAUUUUCAGUGUUAAUUGUUUGUGUGAUUUCUUUCAGGGACUUGCAGGUCUUUGGAACAGUUGAGACAAAACCCACCUGUGCUCGCACUCUUGCGAGAAUGGUUCUUAGGUAAGCUGGCAGCUGCAAGGGCUCGGCAUUGGAUUGGACUAACAAACGGAUAGAUCGUAUAAGUAUUGGGAAAGCCCACUGUAUUAUCCACUGGAUAGAGGUUUAUCUAGCUAGCGGAUAGCAGACCUUCCAACCCCUAAACCAUGCAAAUCUGGAGUGGAGUGAAAAAAAGCCCCCCAAAACCUGGAGAUUGGGACCUCAAACCUGGAGAUUUAUAAACUAUGUGUCAAAGAAAACCAAAAAGGCAGAUAAUUUGUGUCAUAUUAUGUACCCUUUCAGAUAUAAGUUACUCCAUUUACUUUUAAAUGUUGUGCAAUAUCGGCUGCUCUAGCCGCUGAUUUUCUUUUCUUCUGAAGCUAUCUUCUGUUUCACUAUCCAUGUCGAUAAGACGUUUGACUAUUCCACAGAACUUAGCCAACACAUUUUUCUCAGGAGUGAGGUUAGAAUUGGAUCCAGUUUACCUCCGCCCUAAAUUCAAAAAGUCAUACAAUUCGUCCAUUAUGAAGACAAUUUUUUUGGAAAUUACUCAAUUCCCACUGAAAUUGUCUGACAAUUUCAGGAUUUUCGGAUUUGCUGGGACAUUUGGAGGCUAAAUCGGGAGACCGUGAGUUGAUAGCCCAAACUAUGAGUCUCUUACCCUGCAAGCAGAGGCCCUUCGAUCUUCCUAGAUAAGUUGGGAAGAGGAAGGCACUCUUCCCGACUUAUCUAGGAACAUUGGAGGGCCUCUGCUCACAGGGUAUGAGUCUCUUGGUCAGACCGUAAGAGUUGGAAGGUCUGGGAUAGUGUUAUCCAACCGUUGAACAACUGGGGCAUGGCCCUGGUUGUUUGGAUGUUUGAUAUCACUAUCCACAGGGUAAAUCUCUAUCCAGUGGAUAGCGUAAUUAUUGGUUUCCCUAUACAGCUGGAUACUGAUUUAUCCAGUGGUUAGCCAGCCUGCAAAGAAAGUAGUGUCCAGUAGUCUGGGGCUAGUGGAUUUUGCUAUUGGGCAAGUGAAUUCUGUUUUUAACUUGCCUGAUGGGCAAGUGAUGAUUUUUCAGGAAUUUGAAUGACAGAAGAACUGUGAAAUCAAUUUUGCCCGUCAAAAAGCUUUUUGGGCUAGUUGAAAUGACAUCUGGGCUAGUAAAUGCAAGUUUCAGCUCGCCCAAAUGGCAAGCUGUAAAAAUUGAUUUUCUUUGCACCCUGGGAUAGCACUAUCCAACAUUUGAACAGCUGGUGCUAGCUGCUCUUCAAUUUACCAACACUACAUACAUUCUUUGAAUUGAAACAGAUGAAAUUAAUCAUAUUUUGAACCAUGGAUGUUUAUAAAGAUAUGAACAUGAACAUGACCUUCGCAGUAGAAUGUACAUUUUUUCAGGCUCUUUUUCAGCCACUUAGCUGGCUCAUUCUUCUGUGAAGAUCAUGUUAACUUUCAUACUGCAUUUUUUACUGAUGCAAAGCUCCUUAUGCAAGCCCUUUAUGGUCAUUUUGCCCCCAAGUCAUUUGGCCCCAGUCAUUUAGCCAUCUAAGUAACCUUUUACAUAGCUUGAAGAAGAAGAUAUAUCACAUAUUUUAAUGAGUUGAAAAUAAGGGUCUAAGUAACCGGGGCGAAAAGGCUUAGAGGCGAAAUGACUGCUUACCCUGCAAGCAUAUCAAAGCUAUAGUUUAUUUCUUUAGGUCUUUUUUAAGUCCUUUUUAGUUAUGAAAUAGAAAGAACUUGAGCUCUCUGGGGCAGCUAUAGCAGGGGUUAAGGGCUUCAUUCGAACCCUCUAAAUUAAAACAGCUGAUGUCAAAAACUUGUAGAAAUAUAAAAUAAAUACAGUCAAUUUUAAAUGCAAUAAAUUCAUAACCAAGUUAAGCCUCUGCUGCUCAAUAAAGCCAGUCACUUCAGCAGACAAUGAGCAAGCAAACAGACUACCAUCUGACCAUGACAACCGAAAGACUGUCAGGCUUCACCUAUGAUGUACAUUUACUAGAUAAAGCCUGUUGACUACGAUCCUUUGGUUCAGCUUUUUGUGGAAAGAUACCCCUGAAAAAUGCUUCUUGUUGAUCCUGUCUUUGAUGAAACACAAAAAUAAUUGAAAAAAGUUAAAAUGUAGUGUAUUUGCAUCGUUUUUACGCAGCUUUGUUAUAUUUUUAUCCAAAAAGAAUGUCACUUUCACUUUGAAAAAAAAGAAAUCAAAACAUGCUGACUUUGCCUCAGGAUGGUGGAAAUCGCAUUUCCCAGGACUUGAAAGCCGCCUUUGGGGCCCCCUUUUCAUCAAACCCCCUUUGCUAAAACCUGGAUCUGCCCCAGAGCUCUUAUGAGGUAUAUUUCUUCUUUUCAGAAAAAUGCCAAAAAGACCUGAAAGAUCAGUUUCGCCCUCAAUUUUGGUCAUUUUUCCAGGAAAAAGAGGUAAAAUUUUCCAGUUCAUCUCAGGGUGGAAAGAAAGUCAGUUUUAUAGCUUGCCAUGAUUUGGGCAAGCUGCAGCUAACAUGAUUUGUUCUAGCCUAAGGGUCAUUUUAAUUGGCCUCCCCAAAAAAUUUUUGAAGAGCAGAAUUGAUUACAGUUCUUCUCUAAUGUGACUUUCCUAAAAACAAUUAUUUGCCUGUUGGGCAAGUUAAGAACAGAAUUCACUAGCUGGUAGCAAAGUCCACUAGUAGUCGCAGGCUAUCAGACAUGAUUUUCUUUGCACGCUGCAUCUAAUUCUGAGGUAAUUAGCUUGGUUAUAAUCCAGGUUACAAUGUUGUGAAGAAUCCCAGCCCAUAUUUGUACAAUAACUAAAUAAAUAUGUGUGUAUAAUGUGUUUGGGAUGGGGGAUGGAGAGGAGGGGGGGGGGAGGGGGUGGUGUUAAAAGGCCAAAUGAGUCUUUGUGUUUAUGUUAAUAUUCUUGUAGGGUGCUUUCCAUUCAAUCAUAACUUCUGGUUUGAAUUUGCGGCAACCUCCGGUAGCGAAUGGAACAGUGUUUUCCCAGGAAAUUUCUGUACCAUUUGGCCCUGUUUCCAAAUCUUUAGAAGUUUAGUUUGAGUGGAAGUGCCCAUAGUCAUGUAUGGCUCGGUAUAUAGGAAUGUACAGUUGUUUGUGUUUUCUUUUUGAGGUAACAACUUGUUCUCCCAUUUUGUCACACUAUUUGCUAUAUAUCUUUUUAAAAAGCUGAAAUGUUUUUUUCGCAUCUAUUGAAUUCCAAAAAUAAUGGUCCAGUUUUGUUGUUUACGACUAUAUUUAAGCAUUGAAAUAGUUCCCCUUUUGUCUAUUGCAUGGAUGACAAUGGAUUGAAAUUUGAAAAAGUUGGGCCAACUUGACGUUUUCUAGCUACAUGUACGUAUGCCUGCAAAAUCACUAAAAAAGAAAGUCUUUGAGCACUAGUUCAUUGCUCAGUGAAAUAAUGACCCAGGUGUGUGCUUUAAAAUUGUAUAAAUGACUUUUUCACCUUUUCCAUUAUUCUGUAGAAAGAAGUAAAGACAGUAGACUCUUUACUCAGUGCAGUAAGUGAGCUCCACAGAAAUGUGUCUGCCUACAAGCCAUCUGUGGAACUCCUUCAAUGUUUGACAGGAUCCUUUGCCCACAGGUACAUUCAGACAUAAAACAAUUUAUUAUUACUACUACUAAUUAUAAUAUUAUAGUGAUCAGUGCUUGACACUAAUGUUUUUGGACACUAGGGAUUGGUUAGUGAGUUUAAUAAAUCACGAGCCUAGGAGGACAAGCCACCGGUCCAAGAAAAAUUGAAGUGGUUCGAACUAUUACAGUGUUUGUAGCCUGUACUAGGGGUUAAGAGCUUUCAUGACUCUUUAUUGAGUCCAGACAGAAAUGUUCUGUUCCUGUGACAAAAGCAUAGUUUGCUAAUCUCUCAGCACUACUGUUUGAGUCCACACAAGUUCCACAGUAUGAAUCGCAACCAAGGAUAUGUUUUCUUCCAACUUGGUUGAAAACUUCUUGACCACUUAUUGCACUUCUUUUUCUCGUCAUGUGGUGUAUGGUCUUUUGGUAAACAAUGAAAUCUGCCUCAGCAUCAUUGGCCGUUGAAGGAUGCUAUCUGGAAGGUAGUUUUUUAAAAAAGCUUCUUCAUUUCUGUGGUGAAUGAGCACAAAUAAAUUCAAAGAUGAUGGACACUAUGGUGGCUCUCACCCAGGCUAAGUAAACAGAUUUAAUUUUCUAGUCAUGAAAUAUUCAUAAAUGGGGGUACAAUUCUCACUGCUGACCCUUCACAGCUUCACGAGAUUUUUGCGAUAACUUAUUUCCAGUGUGAACAAAUGUGAAGAUAUUAGGUGCAAUGACUAGUGCAUGUCUAUGUCAUGACUAUGGUUUUUUUCUUUCCUUUUCAGCAACCUUAAUCUUCAGUUUGAAGUACUAGUGAGAGCCAUUGUCUUUUGCAAUGUACCUAAACAGUUUAAAGAUUUAGUAAAUAACUUCUACAGCCAGGCAUUUCAAGCUUAUCAGUCUAUGAACAAAAAGGGAAAUAAACCAAUGGAUACAUCAGGUAUGGUAUCUGCUGUGAUUGUGAUGGACGUCUUUACAACAUAGCGUCCAUAAUUGCCCUAUCUGAGUCCUAUUGAGUUGCUAUAAAAAAGGUCUUUAUAUAUGUGUUAUCGGUCAAAAUUAAAUACAACCCUCAGGGUUGUCAAAAGUAGCUGGCUGCCGGCAAAAAUCGCCAUCUACUUGGUUAGUAUUGGCUGGCUGCUCUGUGUAGCAUUUCUUUACAGAUGGUGUUUUUUAAAUAAAAUAUCCCUGGACUGGCUGCUUACUUUGACAACUCGGCCGUCUAUUUCAAAACUUUUGAUAACCCUGACCCUGCUGAUUCUCUAUUUCCUUUGUUUCCUACUACCUAGCCCUAAUAAACUUAUUCAUGGUUUUGCUCUCGAAGUGUCCAAUAAUCAAAGACCAUGAUUAAGAACUUUCUAGCACUUGGAAUUGAGCCUCUAGCCACUCAAACCAAGAGCAAAAGGCAGUGAAAAUGUUUCGCAAAUAAGAGCCUGAGUCAUUGAAAAGUCUGGCACGAAGACUGACAUUCAACUGGAUGGAAAUGAAGACCACAAAUUGAUCUGUGUGAGGGAACAUCCAGUAACACAAUAUAUUUUCUAUUAAACGUACUUUAUGAAUAUUGAAGAUAGGCCAUUAGGUGGUGUUCUUGCUUGUUUCUCAGGUGCAUCUUUAAUGAGUGUUGAAGACGAAGAGGGGGCAGACGAUGAUGUUGAGUCACUCACUUGCACUGGUUGCACAGAAGAAAAGGACACUUGUCACUGUGCAAAAAUUGUUGAGGGUUUUUCACAGCUAAAUUCACAGCUCCAUUCUCUUGGGCUGGUAAAAAAAGUAGCUGAACCAGCUUUCCUGUCAGUAAUUCACACAGAGGUAAUAAUUUGUGUAGAGAGGCUUGUCUAGUUGUAAGAGUCUGCGAAAACAUAAUAAUUUUUUGAAAGCAUCAUUUUGUGGACCUUUUGUUGAACCUUGAACUUCAUUCUUGUUUGCCAUGUUAUUUUGAAAAGGGGCCUGCUAAGUGCGUCUUUCAAAUAACUUAGUACUUUGUAAGAAAGGAGAGAAUGUGAAAUGAGAUCAAGAGUCUCUUAACAAUAGGCUUUCUUCCAUGCACCCCUUCAUUGAUAUUUUAAUUUUUUCCAGCAGAUCCUUGAUUUCCAUAUUGUGGGAAAGGGUAUUAAAUGAAUGCGUAUACUUUAAGAAUCAAAACUCAUGUCUGCUCGAAGAAACUGACCUAGGCUCAAUUUCCAACGUCCUUUAAAACAGUGGCUGGUAAUCAAUCCUAGAAAUGACUGCUCACCCUGAAAAUAAUCUUUUGUUUUUCGUCUUACCCUCCCUACCCUCAGGAAAUCUAGGUUAGUUCUUUCUGUUAAUUAAAAACGUUUUGUGAUUAAACCCCCUCCCCCUGAGCAUUUCUAAUGACUUCUGUAGGGGAGGGUUAUAAAUGACUCAUGGGAAUUAUGCAGCCACUACUGAGUCAAUAUAGUUUCUGAUCAGCUUUCAAUUUUGUCUUUAUAAUAUUACUUCUAAAUCAAACAUAAAGAUCACAAGAACAGAGAAAAUGAUCACUAAAGCUAAAUUGUCUUUAGUUUAUUUUUAACUUUCUCCUGAAUUAGUACCGUAAGAGAGAAAUAGUGUAGAAGCAUGUAACAAAAUGGAUAAGAAAGGGUAUAGUCAUUGAGCACCACUCCCUGAGCAGGGCUUUUGCUUAGAUUUCAAGUUGCCUGUUAUAUGUAUUAGUAGGUAGGGCACUGAACAGCUAGAAAGUUCUUUUAAUGACAACUAUUUUCGUUUGUUACCUACGAAAGUAGCACAUGGUCAUGCUUGUAGUGUCCAGGGGAAAUUUCCAGCCCCUACAUCUCAGUGGUAGCCCUUCCCUGGAGAAAUACCAGAGAGAAACUUUGCCAAUUAUUAGUUAAAUGUAGAAUAAUGUAGACUUUUUGGGAAUUAAACAACAUUAAAUGGCUCCUGUACAUGGACAUUAUAUUUUUAUCACUAGCCUAGGACCAGGCUCUGUGGUGGAGGAAAAAGUUGAAAAAAAAUUGGUGAGCAAACACCACUCGCCUUGUUUUGCUCGCUGACUUCUUUUUCUGUUUCACCCCGUUUCUUGUCUUUUUCCCCCACUAGGUAGCCUUGUCCCAGACUAUCUUAUCAUGCCGGUGAAGGUUAUUUUUAAUUGUUAGUGACAGUAUUUAUAACUAUUGUGAUGUUUGGCUUAGAUUCAAAGGAGAAUUGAAGAGAAGUGCAAAGGAGUGUUUGAAUCUUCCUUUUUGACAUCCUUGCUAAGUUGGAUUGACACUGAGUUGUGUGGCUGGUUAAUUUUGAUUUUUCAAUCUCCAAGUAAGUUUACUUUUUACCAGUAUUCCUCUCUACUGUGCAACACAGACACUCUUCCAGUCACAUCAGGAACAUCAUUUCAUCACUUCAAUCUCCAUAAUAAUGGUUAGAGACUAAUGUAAGGGAUGUAUUCAUGAUACAAAAGCAAAUGCUACUAGCUAGAAAAUGAAAGGGAUUAUUUAAAUACAGCCAGGAAGUGUAUUUUGUUAUAUUUUUUGCAUUUAAUAUGGAUAUAAGCUAAUGUCCAGUUGAAGUUUUUUCACUCUCUGGGAAGGACUUUUUUCACAUUAUCAUGAACUUAUGAGUGGUGUUUGACCUGUCAAUACUUAGUUCAAACUUGAAACAGAUCAGCUUCAUGACUUCUUAAUGUAAGACUCAAUGUCAUUGGCAAAAAUAAGAUUUGCUCAGUCAAAGCUUAGAAUGCUCCAGGCAUGAAGGCAAGGAAGAAAAGAAGGAAAACCUCUGUUGUUCAAACAAACUCUAAGGUUACCUUGCAGAUUACCACAAGCCUAAGAAUCGUGUUUGGCCUGUCAACACUUUAUUUCAAAAAGUAUGGUCACUUAAUAGAGGUUCUGUUUAAAGUGAUUUACUGAUAGUUUUUUCAGAUGGGACUCUAAUAACUGGCUGCCAGAUAAAGGGGUUGGUAUGCAUCUUGAAACUCCUUGAAUUUCAGGAGUCAGAUUUCAAGGCCUUGAAAGUAGUUGAAAUUGGUUUUUGGUCCUUUAAAUUCCUUAUUUUUAUACCAAAAAAAAAAAGAUCUGAAUUAUCAAUGCUUUUAAAGGUACUGAGUUUUUAAAGUAGAAUGUGCAAAUGCAGACAGCAUAAAUUGCUGACAAAAUAGUUAAAACACCCAUUUCCCUGCACUUUUACAUUACUCUUGCAUUGAACUACUUUUAUAUUGAAUUACAGGGGCACUGCACAUUGUCCAUGGAUGCAUAUCUUGCAUGUGAUUCUAUAAUUAUUAUUCAAACUCUCAUUUGUCAUGUUUCUAGAUAUCCCUUUAAGAAAGGCCUUGAAAGGCUUCCAAAAAGUCCUUGAAAAGUCCUUGAAUUUUUGGCUUGAAAAAGUUUAUUAAUUCUCUAAAUAGGUAUAGAGGCUGGUCACGUCAUAAGAUGCCCCUUUUUUAUGCCCAAUAGUUAAAAGGAAGUCGCUUAUAGUCCAGGAAAGUCCUGCAUUGUAGGCCAUUAAUGUAUUUCAGCCAGUCAAUAAAAAGAUAUAGAUUUCAUUAAUCUUGCAUUGAAGAAAUUUGAAGGAAUUAAAACACAUAGAGUUUAAAGCAUUUUGUUUGUUUUGUUUAAUGAAAUGAUGCAGACUCUAGAAGUACCAGUGAAGAGAUGUCAUUGGAUGAAUGGAAACCAAAACUUCAAUACUUCAUGUAUAAGUCAUUUGCUGAUCUUAGGUGUGAAAUAUAUUUCUUUGUUUCUCUAUUAAAUAAAACUACUAAUGUUUAGGGUUGUGUUUGGGCUACAAGGUUUAGGAAAUUGUUUAAAGGCUAACUAGAACACACUUUUUACAGGACAGUACAGAUCAAUAAAGUCAUGAUUUUUAAUUAAAAUGCCACUAGAAAAAAAGUAAACUCUCUUUGUAAAAUUUUAAAAAAAAGAUGUGCAACAUCAUACUUCUAAAGUAUCAAAAAUUGAAAUUUUAAGUAAUAGCAUUGCUUGUGCCUUGUCCCCAAAAUGGGAUGCUCUUCUGCUCUUUCUGUAUUUAGUCUUUCUGUCUAUAAGUAGACUUGCUACAAGUUGACCUCUUGGCGAGUGAGCAAGCCUUUUUUGGCUGCGAAGCGGCCGACUGGCGCUGCGAGCGACGAAGUAGUAAAUAUAGCCAUUCCAAGCAAUCUAUACUUCUACCCAAAAUGUCCCUCGUGGUAGCUCAUGAUAUAGACAGCAGCUUUAUUUGUAAUCUGAGGCCAGGGAAAAAUAUAUUUUUUGUAAUCUACAGGUCUGUGGUAAUUUUCAGUGUUUUUUAAUUUUCAUUUUCAGGAUAAGUGAAUUGUUUGACAUAAUAAUAGAAUAUCCAGACUCUCUUCCUGCAAUUUAUGAUCUGAAGGUUAGCAUUAAAAGACAUGCUCAAGUUUUGUCUGUUUUAUAUUCAUCUUAUUUUAGCAGUUGUUGUUUAUUUUGAUUUUUCUCUCUUGCUCCAGGAGUCCUUAGAGGUCACUGACCAAAGGAAAGAGCUUAUAGUGGAUCUACGAACAGCGUAUGUUUACUUUUUCAUGUGGUUACGGACUCAUCAGCAGCCAGCCUGGGUCUACCGCAGGGACAUACAUGGCAUGACCACAUUUGCGGGAUGUUGUUGACGUUUUCCGCCAAUUUUUAGCCCAUGAAAGGGGGAUUAUUGUAUAUCGCUUUUGAACUUUUGUAGCAAGAUCUCUCUCAAAAACACCGCAUCAACAGGAAUACAAAGUUUUGUACCGGCCAGCAGGGCUGUCAUUAAGGGGAUUUCCCCUGGCUACUCCAAGCAUUACCGCCAGCUACUAUGGAACCUUGAUAUCACAAAGGCCAAGGGACUGGCAGAAUUUGUUUGCUAUAACGAGGUUUCAUUAUAUCAAGGUUCUUUUUCAUAUAUUUUACAGUUACUGGGGCCAAGAAUGUUGUAACUUAUAGCGAGGAAUUUGUUAUGAAGAGGUUGGUUAUAUCAAGGUUAUACUGUGGUUCCAUAGGAAGUGAAAGGGAAAUAGAACCGAAAGAACUUCUUAGCUGUUCAAUUCCCGGUCUACUAAUUGCAUAUACGGAGAAACUUGAAAUCUUAGUGACAGCCCUGCUACCAGUAAUAGCAUAGUGGUCAGCAACUAUGCAAAUUUCUUGGAACAAAAGAUAGUUUUUGCGUGAGGAAAAAAACUUGAUCCUCACUAACAUGGCCACCAUUUCAUUGUGAUGGUUCCCCAAAAUGGCUGCCACGAGAUAUAUGAAAACUAAUGAAGUGUAACAGCUAACUUUAGGUUUUGUGUUAUGUCUAUUUUUUUCAGGUUUGAGAGGCGGCUACUGCAUCCUGGUGCCAACACAUCUGAUAUUCUUACUCAGUAUGUGUCUGCUAUCAGAGCUCUCCAUGUCUUAGAUCCUGCUGGGGUUAUUCUAGAGCAUGUCUGCACUCCUGUUAGACAAUAUCUUAGGUAAUAAAAGAUAUUUAAUUAUAUGUAUCACAGUGCUGUUGUUUAUGAAACCAGUCCCUGAUUUAUCUUUCUUUUUUCUUCAGAACUUGUAGCUCGAAUGGAGUGAAGAGUUUUAUGUGUCUCUAGCACUCACACUAAAAUACAAUUCUCCCACUUCACAGGUGAACAAGUGCUAUUCAACUUACACACCUUUUCGCAUCAACACAUGUUAAAGGUGUCACUGCACAGCCUUGAUUCACCUCUCUUUACUUACUGCAGAAGCUAUAACUAAUAAGCCUAGCUUGGCAGGUCUAGAAACUACAAGCAGUAAACAAGGCUAAUUACUAUCGAUUUUUUUUUUUUAAAAACAUUUCUUUUCUUAUAGAACUCGAGAGGAUACUGUACGCUGCAUUGUGACCAGUCUUACGGACGAAAACAGUACAGAACUGGCAGAGGUGAUAGAUCUGUAUUAGACAGUCUGAAAAUAAUUUUUUGAGAAAUGUACUAAGCUCACACUGAACGUAAAACCAUUGAAUGUGAUAUUCCUAGCAAAAAUAAAAAUGUGAUUUGAAGCUUCUUAAGCCAUGUCCUGCUGACCCUCUAGAUGAAAGGGAAGAAGCAACCAAAAGUAUUUAUUGCCAACUUUAUUUUUGGUCGGUGUUUAUUUAGACUUCUUUUUUCCUCUGGUAAAAUUAUUUGAAUUCAAAAGGAAUUUACUUCAAAAGUGGAAAGACUUGAUUGUCAUAAAAAUUGCAGUGUGUUUUCAAUGUAGUGUGGUAAUCUCUAGCCCAUUUAACAAAAAGCUCCUUUUUGGGCAUGCUUUAAAUGUUUCCUGCACAAGUUGUACAUUAAAGUCAACUUUUAAUGUAGAUUUUGAUGACAUCGCAAAGCUUGCAGUGUAGCAUCAACAAGGCCUGAAGUGGGGGCCUGUUAACUCAGUGAAUGCUAAUUAGUAAGAGAAAGAGUUACAGGUCUGCAGCUGAUCUAUAAAUUAAUAUGUAGGGUGUUUGCAUUGUUAAUGAGUUUAAUGUACCAGAAAAAUACAGUGUAUCUUAAUCCUUUUCUAGAUGUUUGAGUUCGAUUACAACAAUAUAUUAGCCCUUUCUUUGGUUUCCAUGCAAUGCAAUAGUCUUGCCUUCAGCAACUUUUUCUGACUUUUAUUCCUGUGGGUGGGUAACACUAAAAAUAAAAAAUACAAGCUCUGUUAAUGAACGUUUUUGUAAUUUGUUAUGUUAGGAGUUAAUGCAUCCACUAGGAGCACGGUAACUCCUCAAUCCGUUAACACUGUCACUCCUACUACUACUACUGUUGACCUACGGUCGAGGUUCACUACGACUGGGUCCAUGUAUUUCGGUUUGAAGGGUCGUAAAUUGUCAUGAUUUAGGUACUGUUUGCUUACACUGUCUAAUAAUGGACAUGUUUAUAACAAUUCUACUACCUUUAGUGGCAAAAGUUAUUCUAUUCUUCUUGUUUAAUUUGGAUUUCAUACUCCACUUAACUGUACUCAGUGGAACCUCCAUUUAACAAAGUGCCAUUAGCCCAAGGAACUGGGAAAAUUUGUUCGAUAUAUAGAGGGUUUGUUAUAUCGAAAACCUUGAUUUAACAAAUUUUGGGGAAAACAAGCAAAACGUUCAUUACCUCAAUGUAUAGUUAAUGAUUAGCAUUUCCAGAUCUGAACAAUUUCUGUGAUAAACAUUUGUAUACAAAGCUAUUGUCUCAGCUCAGAGCUGUACAUAGCUACGGCACUAGAGGUAUGGCAAUUCCUUGUAUCAUUUUCAAAAGGAAGCUCUUGACCAAAGAUCUUACCUUAGCCAAGUAUAAGCUAGAACAUCUAAGAAUUAGUUGUGCAAGAGUGUGCUGGUUUUGGUUUAUGUGGGAGGUGCAUCAUUGUUUAUGACAUGUUAAUUAAGAUGCACCUUAACUCCUGGACGCUUUCAAAUACAAGUUUGUUGACUUUCUAAUUUCUUAGAGAAAAUACCAAGUAAAAGGAAAACACCAGACAUAAUAAGGUGAGCAUUAUUUGACUUUUGGUAAUCUCAUUAAAAAUAUUUUUGCUGAAAAUGAUUAAGCAAAUUUAAUAUCCAUUACAUGAGCAGACUUACCUGACCUAUACCAAAGGGUAUAGGGUUCAGAGCCAGUAUUCACAAGUUUCUUUAAAAUCAGUGAGACAUUAAGUGGUCAAACAACAAUCAAAGCAGCUUCAAGCAAAAAUGUUUUGUCACGGGUUGUGUGCUAGCCUGAUCCCUAAGGUUGGCUCAAAUGGGCAGGCCAAAUUCAAAGACACUUGACUGAAGAUUAACUAACUUAUUUUUUUGCUUAUUGAACCAUGAUCAUACAUGUAUGUCUGUGGGUUUGAAUCAUAAUUUUUUUCAGCAUGCUUGUGAACGUGUAUGGCAGUAAAGACUUGUUUGUUUCUGAAUAUCGCACUCUUUUGGCGGAUCGCAUACUUUCUUCAUUCAAUUAUGACACAGAGAAAGAGGUAAUUACAUGCACUUUUGUGUUUGUUUAUUAAUUUAUAAAGUUAUUCUCUCUGUGAGGAAUAACCUCUACAGAUUUUCAUAAAUUCAAGUUUCCACAAUUUUUCUCAAAAGCUUUGUGCAUUCUGAGCCCCUACAUUUUCAAGUUUGCCUCAUCUGCUUUAAAAGUCUGGCUAUGGAAAUUUUUGGAUUUUGAACUUACUUAAAAUUGACGUGUAGUGUCAGCAACAAUCUAGAGUCAAAGUGUUCUUACAAAAUUUAACUUAACCUUGUACAUGUGGAGAAUUUGAUUUAUAUUGUUGUAUAUGUGGAGAAUUUGAUUUAUAUUGUUUUCAAGAACUGAAAUUUUUUUUGUUUAUUUGUUUGCAUUUUUCACACAUCAUUAAAUUUUUUAUUUUUCCACUUCAGCUUCGUUAUCUUGAGCUUUUAAAGCUUCGUUUUGGAGAAUCUCAUUUGCACUUCUGUGAGAUAAUGCUGAAGGACGUGGCUGACUCCAGGCGAAUCAAUUCUCACAUAGAGGCAUCAGCAGCAAAGAAUGAAAAUACCAAGGUACAGUAUACAGGAUGAAACUCCAUUAGCACGCAUUGCCUUAUUUGUUUGAAUCAUUCAUGACUAUAUUUUUUUUCGCAUUUUCUUCUCUUACAGCAGUCCGAUUCUAUUCCACUGACAGCUUUGGUUUUGUCUGCAGUAUUUUGGCCUGCAUUUAGGGAAGAAAAGCUUAAAGUUGCUGAAGAUGUGCAGAGGUAUAUAAAUUUGUGUUUGUGUGCCUAUUACUGAAUUGAACAUGAACGUUCCUGUUUUUUAAUAUUUUAAUUGACAGCAUUGCAACCAAUUAAGUAACUGUUGUUAGUUAAAGUGUUUAAGUUGCUUAAGCCUUGACUAGAAAUUGCAAGUUUCAUCUGGUGUAAGAUAUGAGAGUUUGUAGCUUUGCCUGCAUUUAAUGGUAGUGAGCUUCAUAUUUCGAUUAUUAGUUUUUGGAAAAAAAGCCCAUGAUAUGAGGCACUUUUUUAUUGCUCAUUACCUGUGCAUGUAGAAAUCACAAAUACAGUUGUAAAAUACUGUAUAGCCAGAAUAUUUUUAUUAGCUGUCGUACAAGAAGGGAAUUCACUUUUUGUUUCAUGAGUAACUGUGUUCAUUUGGAGCUGGCAUAGCUUUGAACACACUACCUGGUAUUAAUGUUGAAUCAAGAUGUUGUCAGAGUGUUAAGCAUCAUUCUUGAUAAACCCUUGUUGUGUCAUUUUUUUCUUUAUUGCUACAUGUAAUUCAUAGAGCAAUGGAUGAAUACACUCGUGGAUUUGAAGCCCUGAAGGUAAUGCGUACACUUCAAUGGAAGCCACACCUGGGUCUUGUUGACCUUGAUGUUGAGUUAGCUGAUCGCACAUUAUCGCUGUCUGUGAGUCCUGCUCAGGCUACUGCCAUUAUGCACUUUCAAGACAAAGGUAUAUGUCUCAAGAUGCCGAUCAUCCUGUUAUAAAUGGUUGUUAUUAUAAACUUCAUUCUAAAGCUUUUGCAUAUCACUUUAUUUUUUCAGAUCGGUGGACCCUAGAAGAGCUAAGUAGUGUAAUGCAUGUCCCCCCAGGGCUACUCAAAAGACGAUUGGGAUUUUGGAUUAGUCAGGGGGUCCUCAAAGAGGAGUCUACAGAUACCUUUGUUGUCGUGGAAAAGCAGAAAGGACAACAGAGGUUACCAGGUAUGUUGAACUGCAGACCCUCCUCCAGCUUAUUAAAGGGAAGAGGGGGUGGAUCAAGGAAACUAUUCUCUCUGACACUCCCCUGACACCUUACCUAGAAAGUGUAGAGAGUAUUCUUCAACACUGAUUAUACCAAGCUCUGUUGGUUUUUGAAUUUUUGGCUCUUAUGUGUUUAAAGACUCCUGGAUAGUUAGACUUUCAAAAUGCAAGGAAUAAGAAAAUGAUCUUCCUUUAAGCCUAGAUAAGCAAAUUUCAGAAAUUUGUGGAAUUAGCAUUAAUGUUGAAAUAAUUUAGCCAAGGGUGUUGAACUGGAAAAUAAAACUAAAAAAAUGGAACUUCUUGUUUCAUUGCAGAAGUAAUCAUGGAUGCUGAGGUAGAGUCUGUUAUGGCUUCUUCGCAGGAUCAAAGAGAAGAGGAAUUGCAGGUAAAAUUUUACAAACUCCUUGUCCUGUAAAUUAAGCUGUGUUGACUCGUAUGGACAAAAUUGUUAUAUACACACUAAUUAAGGGCUUAACAAUCUCUCAGUGCCCACUCAAUGAAACCCCCUCCCAGAAACAUUUUCUGAUUUAUAACCUUUGGUAUGAAUGUGAGAUUUAUUGUAAAAUACAUUUUCAGUUGAUAAUCAAGGCAAUGUAGGGGGUGAUUCAUGUUGGAGCUCUGAUCAGCACUGGUGGUUCUUCUGAAAGCAUUGCCAACAGUCCAGAUCAUCUGUCCACAUAGAAUGCGUUAAUAAAAGUAUGACACCUGUUACCCAGGGCUGUCAAUAAGGGCUGGUAGCCGACCAAAAUCGCCCGCUAGUUAGCCAUCGUUAGCGGGCUACUUUCAUCUCCUUCUACCAUAACUGGUAACAAGCACCUUCGAAUAAAAUUGUAAAGCAUCCAUUUCCCAGUUUUGAAUGACAUUGAAAACAUAUUUAAACAGGUUUAGAUCUGUGAAACGUUUGAGCCGUGCAAUGUUGUGGAACUCACAGGACAUUGUGACAAAACAACCUGGUGUGCACGGUGGAAAAUACCUCUUGAAAAUGCCUGGAAACGCCAUUUCCAAGACUCUAAAUUUCAAAAUGUCCCCAGCUGCCUCGGUCCUCAAGAACUUGUGCCUUUUGUGCGAGGGCCAAAGCCACCUACAAUUCAUCAUCAGCCUGCUACUUAAAAACUUUUUGACAGCCCUGCUGUUACCCCAAUGCUAUGGUCAUGCCUCGUUAUUCAUGAUUUGUUUCAUAUCUCUUGUAGGUAUUUUGGUCAUACAUUGUUGGUAUGCUUACAAAUCUGGAGAGCCUGCCAUUGGACAGAAUACAUUCCAUGUUACGCAUGUUUGCAAUGCAAGAUCCCUCCUCCAGCCAGUGCAGUGUGGAUGACUUAAGACAGUUCCUUGGUCGCAAAGUUAAGGACCAGGAACUGCAGUUUGUUAAUGGAUUUUACAGGUUACCAAAGUCAGGCAGAUAG